Molecule: messenger RNA, 5036 nt
Organism: Zalophus californianus (California sea lion)
Lineage: Eukaryota; Metazoa; Chordata; Mammalia; Carnivora; Otariidae
Gene: ZCCHC3
Product: zinc finger CCHC-type containing 3
Exons: 1
Coding region: 2314-3534 (406 amino acids)
Biological process (GO): detection of virus; cellular response to exogenous dsRNA; defense response to virus
Cellular component (GO): cytoplasm
Molecular function (GO): zinc ion binding; RNA binding; double-stranded DNA binding
Source: RefSeq, a predicted model, not a curated record
CACCAGGCUAACCCAUCCCCCAACCCCCUCCCAAACUAUAAAAUGUUAUUGCAAUUUAUAAAAAUAAUAAGACUUAAAUAAAGGAGACAUCCAGUGAGGUUAUAGAUGGAGCAAUUUAGUAUUAUAAAAUGGCAAUUAUGUACAAAUUCAAUGCAAUUCCAAUUGAAAUCCCAAAAAAUGGUUUCCUGGAACUUAGUAGACUGAUUCUAAAUUUUGUACAGAGGACCCAAAUAUAGCUGAGACAGCCUUAUGGAAGAAGGAAGAAUGCUUCCCAUAAAUAAAAUAGAGUUCGGUUUUCUCUUUAGAAUUUGGAGUAUCUGGCUAUAGCGGGCUCUUAUGGAGAGCAAUAAUUAGCUAGAGUUGACUUGCGACUGCCCCUUCAGAUAGAAUACGUGCUCUCCAGUUCACCCAGCACAUUGUUCUUAUUUAAGGUACCUGCCUGAUCCUGUAGAUAUUUGUAUGAUAUUGCCUGGGGUGGGAGGGUAGGGAAGAGGAAUGGAAGAGAUUAUUUUAAAUUAUAUAGGUUCUGUUUGGUUUUGUAAAAGUCCUCCCAGUGAGCUGGCAAACAGAAAGAAGAAAAGAGUGGAUUACAUGACUCAAAGAGUUUGAUGUUUCUGGUAGUGAUCUGAGUAUGAUCAUGGGAAUGUGUGGCAGAGAAGGGAUGGAGGAAAGCACGCCAGAGGUUAUAUAAUGUGAGGGAAUUGGAAGGUCCAAAUGGCACAAGAGUUGGAGAUGUCGGCUUCCCUGAGACCAAUAUGUGGAACUGGGUGAAGCGAAAGAUUGUAAGACGAGAGAAUUCACAGGGACUCCUUUAAUGCUAAGUAGAACCAGAAGAUAUGGCAGAGAAAUAGGAGAGAAUCCAACACCAACAGAAGGAAGAAUGACCUUUCCUGGAAACCCCACUGUGGACCAAGCUCUUUGACACAGGCUAUCUCCUUGAACCCCAACAUUAGUCCUCUGAGAGUAGACCUUAAUAUCCCUUUGUUAUGGAUGAGCAAACUGAAGCUAUGAAAACUGAGGUCAUUGGCCCCAUGUGACAAGGUUGAGAUUCAAAGCAGUCAGAUUGACACUAGGGUCUCCCUAUCUCCACCUCUCCUUUCACCAAAGUCACAAUGGUCACUGAAGCACCCUGAAACGCACAGACUUGCGUUAAGAAAACAAAGCUAACAAAGGGUAUUGUUAAGCCCAUCCCCUCAAACACCCAGAUUUUAUCAAUGCUUUGUUCCAAAGCUCCAGUUGAGACAUUUGAAGGAGGAACAGAAAUUCUGUCCAGCGCUCGCUAACUUUAGCCGAGAAUCUUCGUGUUAACCAGAUUUUUCUGGGGAGUCUGAUGCAGACAGCCUUGAUCCACAAUGUCAGAAGCAAGCGAUUUUAGAAAUAUAAGCCAGCUUCACGCGGUCGCCUUUUAACUCUGCCACUUCACCGAGUGUUUUAACCCUGUCUCCAAGCCCCCUGCCUCCUGUAAGAUGGGUGUAAUUACAGCGUGGUUUUGGAAGAUUCCAUGUGGUAAAGCUUGCAAUUGUCCUAAUGUGCUUAGAACAGUACCGGGCGCUGAAGAACUCAAUAUAUUAUAAUUGUCAUCAUGAGUAUGAUGGAAGUCUUUAAAAAAAAAAAUGCGGUAUUACUUAGGGGUGUAUCAAAAAAUAAGGACUUAUGGAUAGAGGUGUAGUGUGACAAGGCAUAGUAAAAAUUCUGACAGAAAGUUAAAAUAGUCCAAAGUUAGAGGUAAAAGACCCACAGGGUAAAAUUCUUUAAACCUUCUCUGUGUUUGAAAAUGUCCAUAACCCAACGCUGGAAAAACAACGCAUUGUCGUGUGCUUUGGGAAGAGGAAGAGUUAGUUUCGUUUUGUUUCCUGAUAAACAGAAAAGGUAUCGAAAAGAAAACAAAAUGGGCGAGAUCUUCCUCAGCUCGGGCCCGCCUCAGGGCCGAGGGCCGUUCGUGAUGCUGCCGGAAUGAAAUCGAGGACCGCUUGCGAAAGAGCGAAUCCUCGAGAGCGUGACCCGGGGCUGCCAAGGCCUCGCAGGGGACAGGGACGCGCUCCAAGCGGCGCAUCCCGCCUCGGCGCCCAGGAGGUGGGGCCGGAGCGCGCCGGCGGACACGAGGCUCGGCCGUUACCCGAGGGCUCCGGGCCGGCGCUCGCCGCGGCGCGCCGCGGGUAAACACCUUCAGCGGGGCGGGGGAGAGAAGCGUCGAAUUUCAAAAAAAAAAAAAAAAAAAAAACCACCAAACCCCCACAGCCCCGGGCGGGCGGGCGCGCGGAUGGGCGCCCUUUGGCUGCGGGAGCGAGUGGAGGAUGCUGGGAAGGAGGUAAAAUGGCCACCGGCGGCGGCGCGGAGGAGGAAAGGAAGCGGGGGCGGCCGCAGCUCCUGCCACCCGCGCGGCCCGCGGCUCGCGGCGAGGAGGCCGAGGGCGGCCGCGAGAAGAUGGGCUGGGCCCAGGUGGUGAAGAACCUGGCCGAGAAGAAGGGCGAGUUCCGCGAGUCGCGGCCGUCGCGGCGGGAGGAGGAGGGAGGCAGCGGCGUGGGCGGCGCGCUCGGCGCCGCCGCGGGCCUGGCGGUGCCGGGCCUCGGCGACUUCCCCCCGGCCGGCCGCGGGGACCCGAAGGGUCGGCGGAGAGACCCAGCCGGCGAGGCGGCGGAUCCCCGCAAGAAAAAGGGUGCAGCCGAGGCGGGCCGGAGGAAGAAGGCCGAGGCGGCGGCGGCGGCCAUGGCGGGCCCGGCCAGGCCUGGCGCAGCCGAGGACGCGGCGGAGCGGCCCGCUCAGGACGAGCAGGCAGUGGCGACGGGCCCCGCGGCGGGCCCGGGCAAGGGCCGCUUCCUGGUGCGCAUCUGUUUCCAGGGAGACGAGGGCGCCUGCCCGACCCGGGACUUCGUUGUGGGCGCGCUCAUCCUGCGCUCCAUCGGCAUGGACCCGAGCGACAUCUACGCGGUCAUCCAGAUCCCAGGCAGCCGCGAGUUCGACGUGAGCUUCCGCUCGGCGGAGAAGCUGGCCCUGUUCCUACGCGUCUACGAGGAGAAGCGCGAGCAGGAGGACUGCUGGGAGAACUUUGUGGUGCUGGGGCGGAGCAAGUCCAGCUUGAAGACGCUCUUCAUCCUCUUCCGGAACGAGACGGUGGACGUGGAGGACAUCGUGACCUGGCUCAAGCGCCACUGCGAUGUGCUGGCCGUGCCCGUGAAAGUGACCGACAGGUUUGGGAUCUGGACCGGGGAGUACAAGUGUGAGAUCGAGCUGCGCCAGGGGGAGGGCGGGGUCAGGCACCUACCGGGGGCCUUCUUCCUGGGGGCCGAGAGGGGCUACAGCUGGUACAAGGGGCAGCCCAAGACGUGCUUUAAAUGUGGUUCCCGGACCCACAUGAGUGGCAGCUGCACGCAGGACAGGUGCUUCAGGUGCGGGGAGGAGGGGCACCUGAGCCCUUACUGCCGGAAGGGUAUCGUGUGUAACCUCUGUGGCAAGCGAGGACACGCCUUUGCCCAGUGUCCCAAAGCAGUUCACAAUUCCGUGGCAGCUCAGCUAACCGGGGUGGCUGGGCACUGAACACCCGCCUGCCUGCCAGGGUGAAUACAGAGCCAGCUUACCCCUCUUAAGUGCCAAAACUUUUUUUUAAACCAUUUUUUACGUUUUCGAAGGAGAUCUUUUUAAACCUACAAGAGACAUCUCUCUCUGCCUUCUUAAAUCGAGUUUACUCCAUUUCAGCCUUUUCCGAAUUGGUGACUCUGUCAUCAGUAACCACCGAGAACUGUAGCGUGCAGAUGUGUCGCCUCUCCCUUUUUAAAAUUUUGUUUUCGUUUUUGUAUCUGGGUUGUUUUUGUUUUUGUGUGUGGUUUUUGUGUGGGUUUUUUUGUACUUUUUACUCCCCACGCCUUGUCUUCUCCCGGGAUUUUCAUCCAUUGGGCUGCCUUGCUCAUCUUUAUGCCCCAGCACUAGGUACGGGGCCCACCACGUGGUAGGCACUCCAUCAGUGUUUGUUGAAUUGAGAAGUUGACUGUGGCUUCUGUCAGGGUGUCUACUUUUUGCAGCUCUUCCCCCCUCCCCGUUUAAUUUGCUGCUUCUAAUCUAUGUGGUCUGAGAAUUUGUGAAACCAUUGUUGUUAGAAGUGUAUGUAAUCUGAGUCAAUAAGCUCUGAAUGGUGGCCAAGGGCCUCUCUUAUGGCAUUAAAAAGCAUGGACUUUGGGACAGCUGUUCAGUGGCUCAGAAGCCAUUUUUCACAGAAUCAUGGAAUUUGGAAUUUUCUUGCUGGAAAGGACCUAAAAAUUGGUUUAGACCAAUCCCCUGGAUUUCCAACAGAUGAAACAGGCCCAGAGAGGUUAAAUGACUGGGUCAAAAUCACAUAGCUGUCUGGUGCCAGAGCUAGCCUAGAGUAGAGUUCCCUGACCCCAAGCCCGGUGCUCAUUCCACUACCUCUCACACUUCACAACAUUUUCCUCAACACUUGAGGGCCCAGAAAGUCUGAUCUCUCCAGAAUGAUGAGCCCAGAGGAAUGCUAAGAAAUCAUCUCGGGGAGGAAGCAGAAAGGGAUUUAGCAGGGGCUUCUGAAUACUUGGGAGAUAGGGAAGGGCCAAAGGAACAUAAUCUAGGGUGUACUCAUUGCUCCGUGAGGUAUCAUAUCUGGAUUAAAGUGCCAAGUCCUUUGGGGCCUUACCCUUCAUCAUUCACUGCCACCACUUAGAAAUGGGGGUGUUCCUAAAUAAGGAAACCUACCAGAGGUUUACAUUUGCACCUUAGCCCCAAUAGCUAGAAACCCCAGAGAAGCCUCUAACUGGAGCUCAUCUACAACUUCCUGACUCACAGGAGAAAGGUGAUUUUAACCUGGAAUCAUAAGUAAGCUGUUAACUCUAAAAUUUGCUUGCAAAACAGGUCAAGCAAGAGGGCAUUGGGUCAACUAAGUGUUACCGAGUUAAAGUAGAAAAGACAGCUGCUUUUCUUUUAGUUUUUGUUUUUCCUUUGCAUUAUGUUUUGCUAUUUCCUUGUGGCUUAGAAUGUAAAAUCGAUUGUUAAAAGUUUUGUUCUGAAUAAAUAUUUAUCUUUUGUAUUGCUAA